GCACGCGCGUGUGGAGUAGGCGGGACCUGUUCGCGCAGAAACGCGGUCACACGCUUACCUGAUUUAACUUUUGUCUAAGAAGGAAAGAUUAACUUGAGUAAGUUCGUAUCUAUGUGGCCGGAAGAGGUCAACCGACAUUUUUGCGACAACCCACGGAACACAGGAUGCGCCGUUAUCGGCGUGCAUUGCUCCUGUGCUCGGCGUUCACAUUUUUUUCAUCGCUCUACGUGUUCAAUCAUCUUGCAUCCAGCCUGGAGGACACCGACGAGCGGCGCCUCAGCGAGCUGAAGACACCCGAUGGAGGCAGUCCCGACUCGGGGAACGUUCUCCGGAAAAGGCCCGGUUCGGCAGGCCGUCGAGUACGCCUGCCGUUCAGGUGUAAGUCAUUGUCAGUCUCUUACUGGAAUCCGUUUUGGAGGUUGCCUGCUGAUGUUUGUGGACUGAACCGCUUUGUGGAUUCAUCCUUUAGAGACGGAACAAACUCAGAAGAAGAAGAUGGCGGCGAUGAAAGCAGUCACCUGGCCGUGGUGGCCUGUGGCCCGAGGCUGGACGAGACGCUCACCAUGCUCAAGUCGGCCCUCCUGUUCAGCAAAAAGCCGCUCAAGUUUCACAUCUUUGCAGAUGAAGAGCUUCAAGGCAGAUUCCAGAAUUCGCUGCACUCCUGGCCAAGGUCAAUUCAGAGCAAGUUUAACUUCACCAUCUACCCCAUCACCUUCCCCAGCGGGAAUGAGAACGAGUGGAAGAAGCUCUUCAAACCGUGUGCCUCACAACGGCUCUUUUUACCACUAAUACUGAAGGAGGUGGACUCUUUGCUCUACGUGGACACAGAUAUCCUCUUUCUGCACCCUGUGGAAGGCAUCUGGGCCGCGUUCUCUCGGUUCAACUCCAGCCAGUUGGCUGCCAUGGCCCCGGAGCAUGAGGAGCCGCGUAUCGGCUGGUACAACCGUUUCGCUCGCCAUCCUUACUAUGGCAACACUGGCGUCAACUCGGGAGUCAUGCUCAUGAACAUGACACGCCUCAGGAAAGCUUUUUUUAAGAAUGGCAUGACAACAGUUGCACUUCAAUGGAGUGAAAUGCUGAUGCCCCUGCUGCAAAAAUAUAAACUCAACAUCACCUGGGGGGACCAGGACCUUCUCAAUAUCAUCUUUCAUCACAACCCAGAAAACCUCUACGUGUUCCCCUGCCCGUGGAAUUAUCGUCCGGAUCACUGCGUCUACGGCCUUAACUGUCAGCAGGCAGAGGAAGAUGGAGUCUUCAUUCUCCACGGCAGCAGGGGAGUUUACCAUAACGAAAAGCAGCCGGCGUUUAGAGCCGUCUACGAGGCCAUCAAGCAGUACCCCUUUGGCGAGAACAUGGAGACGUCACUGCUUCAGCCGCUGGAAGCAGCUCUUCGGACCGCCGCCGAUUCCUACUGUGGACGGGUGAGCCACUUGUUCACCAAGAGCCUCAAACAAAGUAUUGCGUCUGUUCAACGGGAGCCAUGAGAUAUUUUGCCCGUAAGGGUGUCCACACUCUAGAAAAUCUGUGCCGAGCUAUUGGGCCGCCUGUUACGUACGCCGACCUUGGAAGCGGUGCGGUGUGCACGACGUCGACAGAGACGUGUAGCGAUACGAUGAGUUAUUCACGCCAAGGUCCCUGCACAGUAGAAACUGAAAUGACAGAACUGACAGAAAGGUCGCAGGACAAAGUUGAAAGAGAUGACGGGAGGGAGGAAAUCGCAAAGGUUGCGUUGAAAGGCCUGAGCUGAUAUUCAAAGACAGAUCGUCUCCGCCGUGAUGCAGACAAAAAAAGCAUCCCCCCAAAAAAUGAAGUUAAUCUAAAGAUAGAACUUUCUGUCCAAGUAUUUUCAAACUAGAUGCAUAAAGUACUGCAAUUGACCUCCCCGGAUAUGUCGGCCAAUUUGCCAGAUUAAAGGAAUGGCGCACUAUAUGGUAAUAUCUAUAUUUAGUCCACCUUCUCAUCUGUAAUGAGUUAUUUAGUGUCUCCCUGUGGAAAUGAAGACUUAAAGGAAAAAACAGAAGAGAAAAAAAAGAGGCGCGAGGCGUUUUCCUUUAAUGCUCGCAUCCUUUUGAGCUCUUUAAGAGCUUCUGCGUUUUUUCCCUUAAGAACGUUUUGAUACGCGGGGGCCAAUAAGGCGGAUGACUAAUAGGCUCCGGCUUCCUGAAUUAUUAUCUGUUUACAACUUUUCCACUGUGUAAAUUGGGCUGGUAGUCAUGCGCAACCCGCUUAAUUUUUUCUGUGUUUUCAAGUGCUGCUUCAUAUAAAACACCACCAUCACCCCCUUUUUUUUUUGUAUUUAUUUAUUUUUUUAAAUACCACCGUCCAAAACAUAGUUGAAUUUGCCUCUGCGGAGGUGAUUCAUUUAGCAAUAGGAUUGAGACAAUCAGGUUGUUUUUAAGAAAGAUUUACAAUCACAGUCAUGUCACGAUAAUCACUUUGCACAGUUCGCCUCAGCUGGAAAGUCAUCGAGGCGUACUUCAACAUUUAAGCGCAAAUAAGGAGGAACUUUUUUGAAGGCACAAAGAGAAAAUGAAUGUACAUGCUAACCAUAGCCUGUCUGCGACAUCAUCACGUCUUGAAAUGAAGAGUUUUGGUGGUCGCACGAAAAGGUGUCCAGCAUUAUUUCAGGCCACACCCGUAAGGGAAUUUACCUUACAAAUCUGAAUUUUAAUUGUCAUUUUAAAUGAACAUUGUUUCUACUGAGAAUGAGAAUGUGUUCACAGGUACCGUGUAGCAUUUAUGUAGCGCGACAAUAUUAUGAAUUAUAAACUAUGUAUUUGGUCUCUACAUUAUUUAAAGUCACCGCCAGUGAUACAAGAUUGUGUUGUUUAUGUUGAAGAAUAGUAUUGCUACGUUGACGCGGUGUAGACCUAGCAUUAGCUAAAACCAGCCUGUUGCUAUACGAAACAUUUUUGUCAAUGUGAAACAAAUUUUGUGUAUUAUUGACACGCAUUGUUACAUUUUUUUGUAUCCCCGAAUAACCAUUAAAGUCUUGAGUGUUUUA
Molecule: messenger RNA, 3004 nt
Organism: Syngnathus typhle (broad-nosed pipefish)
Lineage: Eukaryota; Metazoa; Chordata; Actinopteri; Syngnathiformes; Syngnathidae
Product: glucoside xylosyltransferase 1-like
Exons: 8
Coding region: 165-1484 (439 amino acids)
Biological process (GO): protein O-linked glycosylation via N-acetylgalactosamine
Molecular function (GO): UDP-xylosyltransferase activity
Source: RefSeq, a predicted model, not a curated record